AUGUUGGUCCCUGAAAUGUCUUUUUCCGACUUCAAAUUUGUUUAUGCUGAUUUGAAAUUGAUCUAUCUAUCUAUCUAUCUAUCUAUCUAUCUAUCUAUCUAUCUAUCUAUCUAUUCUCAUAUAUUAAACUUUAGGGACACCAUCUAUCUAUCUAUCUAUCUAUCUAUCUAUCUAUCUAUCUAUCUAUCUCUCUCUCUCUCUCUAUAUAUAUAUAUAUAUAUAUAUAGAGAGAGAGAGAGAGAGAGGGAGGGAGAGAGGAACAGGGAGUGCAGGAAGGUCGAUAGCUUAACUAUUGUGGCAACAGCUUCGAGAAGUGCUAAAAUACCCUCAUUGAACCAGCGAAGGAUUGCCUUCCUGAAGAUCAGGUCGGCAGAAUCAAGGAAGUGGACAGUGUUGGUUGAUGCUACACUGUCAGGGGAGGUUAUUGUGUCUGGAUUGAGGCCAGAUCUAUUGUUGAUUGAUAGCAAGAAGAAACGUCAGUUGCUUGGUAAGCUGACAGUAACAUGGGAGGAGAAGAUUGAAGAGGCUCAUAAAAGAAAGCUGCUUCGGUAUGAGAAACUGGUGGCUGAAGUCCGUGAGAGAGUUACGGCUGCACGCUGGUGCCGUUUGAGGUUGGCUGUACAGGAUAUCCUGCUGCUUCCUUAA
Molecule: messenger RNA, 645 nt
Organism: Acanthosepion pharaonis
Lineage: Eukaryota; Metazoa; Mollusca; Cephalopoda; Sepiida; Sepiidae
Source: the annotation of a GenBank genome assembly